This is a messenger RNA of Procambarus clarkii (red swamp crayfish), 336 nucleotides long. Lineage: Eukaryota; Metazoa; Arthropoda; Malacostraca; Decapoda; Cambaridae. The record is from RefSeq and is a predicted model, not a curated record.
AUGGCCGGUCCUGUGGCAGCCCCUGGUGGGACCAGCUACAGUGUCAGUAGCUCUGGAUAUGGUGGUUACGGCGGAAAUGGUGGUUAUAGCGACGGACAUAACAUCGGUUAUGGAGUAUAUGGCCGAUUUGGUGGAUAUGGAGGAACAUAUGGGCGAUAUGGUGGUUUUGGCGGAUAUGGCAGCGGUUUUGAUGGAUAUGGAGGACCAUAUGGACGAUAUAGGGGUUUGGGUGGAUAUGGCAGCGGGUUUGGUGGAUAUGGAAGGCCAUAUGGACGAUAUGGUGGUUUGGGUGGAUAUGGUUAUACAGGAGGAUACAGACAUGGAUACGGCCACUAA